UUUGUAACAGACUUUAUUUGUUCCAACCUUAAAAACAAUAAUAACAUGUAGUUCACAGAUAACAACCAAUAAUGUUGCAUGUAAUUGAAAUAUUGCACAGUUUGUUGAUUCUAAUAAAUAGAUAUCACCAAUUUCUUUCAAAAUAAUUUCUUCCCUUCAACAUGCAAGACUAGAUGAACAUAUAUAUAUUUUAUAAGACAUACACAAACGUACGUGAUUAAGGGCCGUUUACAGUUACUGUUUUCACAAGCAUACAAACCAUGCUACAGGUUGUUUUUAUAAGACAUACACAAACGUACGUGAUUAAGGGCCGUUUACAGUUACUGUUUUCACAAGCAUACAAACCAUGCUACAGGUUGUUUUUAUAAGACAUACACAAACGUACGUGAUUAAGGGCCGUUUACAGUUACUGUUUUCACAAGCAUACAAACCAUGCUACAGGUUGUUUUUAUAAGACAUACACAAACGUACGUGCAAGUGGUUUACACCUACCCAUUGAGUCUUGCAGAGCACUCACUCGGGGUUUGGAGUCGGUAUCUGGAUUAAAAAUCCCAUGCCUCGACUGGAAUCCGAACCCAGUACCUACCAGCCUGUAGACCGAUGGCCUAACCACAAUGUAUUGUGUCCUACACCCAUGCUAUUAUGUAUGCUGUCCUACCUCCAUGCUAUUAUGUAUGCUGUCCUACCUCCAUGCUAUUAUGUAUGCUAUCCUACCUCCAUGCUAUUAUGUAUGCUGUCCUACCUCCAUGCUAUUAUGUAUGCUGUCCUACCUCCAUGCUAUUAUGUAUGCUGUCCUACCUCCAUGCUAUUAUGUAUGCUGUCCUACCUCCAUGCUAUUAUCUAUUAUGUAUGCUGUCCUACCUCCAUGCUAUUAUGUAUGCUGUCCCACCUCCAUGCUAUUAUGUAUGCUGUCCCACCUCCAUGCUAUUAUGUAUGCUGUCCUACCCCCAUGCUAUUAUGUAUGCUGUCCCACCUCCAUGCUAUUAUGUAUGCUGUCCUACCUCCAUGCUAUUAUGUAUGCUGUCCCACCUCCAUGCUAUUAUGUAUGCUGUCCCACCUCCAUGCUAUUAUGUAUGCUGUCCCACCUCCAUGCUAUUAUGUAUGCUGUCCCACCCCCAUGCUAUUAUGUAUGCUGUCCCACACCCAUUCUAUUAUGUAUGCUGUCCUACCUCCAUGCUAUUAUGUAUGCUGUCCCACACCCAUGCUAUUAUGUAUGCUGUCCUACCUCCAUGCUAUUAUGUAUGCUGUCCUACCUCCAUGCUAUUAUGUAUGCUGUCCUACCCACAUGCUAUUAUGUAUGCUGUCCCACCUCCAUGCUAUUAUGUAUGCUGUCCUACCUCCAUGCUAUUAUGUAUGCUGUCCCACCUCCAUGCUAUUAUGUAUGCUGUCCUACCUCCAUGCUAUUAUGUAUGCUGUCCCACCUCCAUGCUAUUAUGUAUGCUGUCCCACCUCCAUGCUAUUAUGUAUGCUGUCCCACCUCCAUGCUAUUAUGUAUGCUGUCCCACCCCCAUGCUAUUAUGUAUGCUGUCCCACACCCAUUCUAUUAUGUAUGCUGUCCUACCUCCAUGCUAUUAUGUAUGCUGUCCCACACCCAUGCUAUUAUGUAUGCUGUCCUACCUCCAUGCUAUUAUGUAUGCUGUCCUACCUCCAUGCUAUUAUGUAUGCUGUCCUACCCACAUGCUAUUAUGUAUGCUGUCCCACCUCCAUGCUGUUAUGUAUGCUGUCCUACCUCCAUGCUAUUAUGUAUGCUGUCCUACCCCCAUGCUGUUAUGUAUGCUGUCCUACCUCCAUGCUAUUAUGUAUGCUGUCCUACCUCCAUGCUAUUAUGUAUGCUGUCCUACCUCCAUGCUAUUAUGUAUGCUGUCCUACCCCCAUGCUAUUAUGUAUGCUGUCCUACCCCCAUGCUGUUAUGUAUGCUGUCCCACCUCCAUGCUAUUAUGUAUGCUGUCCCACCUCCAUGCUAUUAUGUAUGCUGUCCCACCUCCAUGCUAUUAUGUAUGCUGUCCCACCUCCAUGCUAUUAUGUAUGCUGUCCCACCUCCAUGCUAUUAUGUAUGCUGUCCCACCUCCAUGCUAUUAUGUAUGCUGUCCCACACCCAUUCUAUUAUGUAUGCUGUCCCACACCCAUUCUAUUAUGUAUGCUGUCCUACCUCCAUGCUAUUAUGUAUGCUGUCCUACACCCAUGCUAUUAUGUAUGCUGUCCCACCUCCAUGCUAUUAUGUAUGCUGUCCCACCUCCAUGCUAUUAUGUAUGCUGUCCCACCUCCAUGCUAUUAUGUAUGCUGUCCCACCUCCAUGCUAUUAUGUAUGCUGUCCUACCUCCAUGCUAUUAUGUAUGCUGUCCUACCUCCAUGCUAUUAUGUAUGCUGUCCUACCUCCAUGCUAUUAUGUAUGCUGUCCUACCUCCAUGCUAUUAUGUAUGCUGUCCUACCUCCAUGCUAUUAUGUAUGCUGUCCUACCUCCAUGCUUUUAUGUAUGCUGUCCUACCUCCAUGCUAUUAUGUAUGCUGUCCUACCUCCAUGCUAUUAUGUAUGCUGUCCUACCUCCAUACUAUUAUGUAUGCUGUCCUACCCCCAUGCUAUUAUGUAUGCUGUCCUACCCCAUGCUAUUAUGUAUGCUGUCCUACCCACAUGCUUUUAUGUAUGCUGUCCUACCCCCAUGCUAUUAUGUAUGCUGUCCUACCUCCAUGCUAUUAUGUAUGCUGUCCUACCUCCAUGCUAUUAUGUAUGCUGUCCUACCCACAUGCUAUUAUGUAUGCUGUCCUACCCCCAUGCUAUUAUGUAUGCUGUCCUACCCCCAUGCUAUUAUGUAUGCUGUCCCACCUCCAUGCUAUUAUGUAUGCUGUCCCACCUCCAUGCUAUUAUGUAUGCUGUCCCACCUCCAUGCUAUUAUGUAUGCUGUCCCACCUCCAUGCUAUUAUGUAUGCUGUCCCACCUCCAUGCUAUUAUAUUAUGUAUGCUGUCCUACACCUGUCCAUGCUAUUAUGUAUGCUGUCCCACCUCCAUGCUAUUAUAUAGUCACAAAAGACAAGCACAUGACGCAGUUGGUGAGACAAGGACUGGGAUGUGAAGGUGGACAGCGAAAGACGUUGAAAGAUAGAAGAAGUUGCCAGAUCAGGAAGAAAUGA
Gigantopelta aegis is the source of this 3125-nucleotide messenger RNA. RefSeq lists its product as uncharacterized. The coding region runs from base 615 to 3125 and encodes 836 amino acids. Lineage: Eukaryota; Metazoa; Mollusca; Gastropoda; Neomphalida; Peltospiridae. The transcript is spliced from 3 exons. The record is from RefSeq and is a predicted model, not a curated record.